Ascoidea rubescens DSM 1968 is the source of this 1493-nucleotide messenger RNA. RefSeq names its product Erv41p (gene ERV41). Gene Ontology annotation, biological process: endoplasmic reticulum to Golgi vesicle-mediated transport; retrograde vesicle-mediated transport, Golgi to endoplasmic reticulum. Bases 210 to 1274 code for a protein of 354 amino acids. Gene Ontology annotation, cellular component: endoplasmic reticulum; endoplasmic reticulum membrane; Golgi membrane. NCBI's taxonomy places the organism in Eukaryota, Fungi, Ascomycota, Saccharomycetes, Ascoideales, Ascoideaceae. The transcript has 2 exons. The record is from RefSeq and is a predicted model, not a curated record.
UCUUAUAUAUCCCGAUUCAAGGGGGCUACCCUGGAAAAAUCUCAAAGAAACAUUUGCAGAGCUGUUCAGUUGAAAUUUUGAUGCUUAUCUCUUUGGGAUUUUAUUUUCAUUUCCAUCUUCUUCUUCAUUUUUCUCAUUUUCUUCAAUUUUUGUUGCAUUAACAGGGUAUUUUAGGUGUUGGUAUAUCUGCUGCAUUUCUGGGAUUUAUAAUGGAUGAAAAACUUCAGGCUUUCAAUGAUCGUGUCAGAGGCUUACGAGCUUUCGAUGCUUUUCCAAAACUCGCGCCAUCAAACACAGUCAGAUCAACAAGAGGUGGGUAUUCCACCAUAUUUCUCAUGGUUGGAAUAUUUUUUUUAGUAUGGAUUGAAAUUGGCGGUUGGAUAGAUGGUGAAAUUGAUCAUCAGUUUUUUGUUAAUGACCAAGUUGGAAAGAACUUGCAAAUCAAUAUGGAUAUUGUUGUUGCAAUGCCAUGCAAUUUCAUUAAUACAAAUGUUUUAGAUAUUACAAGCGAUAGGUUAUUAGCGACUGACUAUUUAACUUAUCAAGGUAUAAAUUUUUUUAUUCCAGAAAAUUAUUUAGUUAAUAUACCUGGACAACCCAUAAAGACUCCAGAAAUUGAUGAGAUUAUGAGGGAAAGUUUGUUAGCUGAAUUUAGAGAAUUGAACAAUGAUAAGAAUUCUGGUGCCCCUGCCUGUCAUAUUUUUGGUUCAAUACCGGUGAACAGAGUAUCUGGUGAUUUUCAUAUAACUGCUAAGGGAGUUGGCUAUUUAGAUCGUUCAUCUGUUCCAAUAGCUUCAUUGAAUUUUACACAUGUCAUCUCAGAGUUUUCAUUUGGUGAAUUUUAUCCAUAUUUAACUAAUCCUUUAGAUUUUACAGCAAAAGUAACCAAGGAGCAAAAACAAAGUUACCAAUACUAUAUGUCGGUUGUUCCAACUACAUAUAAAAAAUUGGGAGUUGAAUUACAAACCUAUCAAUAUUCAUUGACUGAACAAGACAAAUUAUUUAAAGAUUUGAGGUUAAAUCAUAUUCCAGGGAUUUUUUUCAAAUAUGAUUUUGAGCCAAUUUCACUUUUAAUUCAAGAAAAGAGAAUUUCAUUUAUUAGAUUUAUGACCAGAUUAAUAACAAUUUGUGGUGGCAUAAUGAUUUCAUUUCAGUGGUUUUAUAAAUCAUUUGAUCAAAUAUUGAUAUUUUUAUUUGGCAAAAAAUUUGCUCAAAGAGGCCAGGAAAAACCAAAAACUUUGUUGGAUCAAGAUAUUAAAACUAAUAUUGAGUAAUAUUGAGCGAUAUUAGGUGAGAAUGAUUAAAUUUAAAAAUUCAAAAAAAAAGAAAAAAAAAAGAUUGUGAUUUAUUUGAUAUUUAUGAGUAUAUAUUAAAAUUCUUUAGAAAAUGUAAAAAAAUUCAUUUGAAAGAAACAAAGUAGAAUCCUUAUCAAUUGCAUUAUAUUAAACACGAUUUGAGCCAAUUAACUCAUUUUAGUUUCAAUUACUACAAUC